This is a messenger RNA of Olea europaea var. sylvestris, 1777 nucleotides long. RefSeq names its product soluble starch synthase 3, chloroplastic/amyloplastic-like. The record is from RefSeq and is a predicted model, not a curated record. The transcript is spliced from 4 exons. Bases 835 to 1536 code for a protein of 233 amino acids. NCBI's taxonomy places the organism in Eukaryota, Viridiplantae, Streptophyta, Magnoliopsida, Lamiales, Oleaceae.
AUUGGAGUGGCCACGGUUCAAUACCAACUCAAUCUUGUUUUCUUGGAGUGCACAGAUUGGGAGAAUUUUGACUAAUUACUAUAUUCUGUCAUGAUUAUUUGAGUGUGCAUCUUCUUGAAUUUCUCAGAAUGGAGUUUUAAAUUUUAAAGAGACCCAAUUUGGUUUUUGACGUUUGGUGAAACAGACAACAAUUUGGGAUUUUCUUAAUGUUUUUAGAGAUAGAAAAGAAGGGGAAUUUAUAGGACUCAAUGAGAAGGGUUUAUAUUUAAUUUUUUUUAACUUUUUACCAUAGAUAAUGUAAACGGACCAUUUUACCCCUCAUUUAAUUUGUUAAUUUGAGUCAAACAUUUAAUUUAAGGAUUGACUAACGGAUAAGUGGAUGGAAUCUGUCAAAUGGACUCCAGCCGCAAUGGAAGUAAAAGUUUUGGGAUUGUGGCUGCCAAAAUGAAAGGUUAAGAUAUAUUCUACAACAAAAUGAAAGGUUUGGGACCUCCAUUGCGAUUUUUCCUAAAUGAGAAGUAAGUUGUGGGUCGUAUGAAAUGUGGAUAAAGAGUAUUUUAACUAGCUUAAGUUAUAUUUGCUAAACACACGUUUAAUUUUUCUUUAGUGCUGGGAGAUGGUGAUUUGUUUACUGUGGUUAUGCUGCUGAUUAUUGAGUUGACUAGGCGAUUCUUACUGCAAUUGCACAUAUAGUUAGUUGUAUCCAUUUUAUUUGAAGAUCUAAUUAUUUUAACAGAUCUUGGUGUAUUAUACUUAAUUCUUAAACUCUUGCUUAGAACUGUUCUUAAGCUGAAUAAGAUUUUUAAUCUGCAAAAUAUUUAGCGUUACUAGUGUAUGGUACUGAACGAACUUGUUUAUUGUUCUCGUGCUCUCGAGUUAUGCUGUGUAUUUGCCUAUUCCAGAUUCUUUUCGGCAGGUUGCAUAUAUGGUCGAAGAAAUGAUGGGGAAAGAUUUGGUUUCUUUUGCCAUGCAUCUCUCGAGUUUCUUCUGCAAAGUGGAUUCCAUCCAGAUAUAAUUCAUUGCCAUGAUUGGUCUAGUGCUCCAGUUGCAUGGCUGUAUAAGGAGCAUUAUAGACAUUAUGGCCUCAAUAAAGCUCGAGUUGUCUUCACUAUACAUAACCUUGAAUUUGGAGCAAGCUUGAUUGGGAAAGCUAUGCAGUACUCGGAUAAGGCUACAACUGUAUCCCCCACUUAUUCACAGGAGGUUUCUGGAAAUCCUGUUAUUGCUUCUCACCUUUACAAAUUUCAUGGUAUUCUAAAUGGAAUUGACCAAGAUAUAUGGGACCCAUACAAUGAUAAGUUCAUUCCUUUGUCUUACACUUCAGAAAAUGUUGUUGAAGGCAAAAGAGCCGCGAAGGAAGCUUUGCAGCAAAGACUUGGGUUGAAAAAGGCUGAUUUGCCUUUGGUAGGAAUUAUCACCCGCUUAACUCACCAGAAGGGAAUACACCUUAUUAAACAUUCUAUUUGGCACACCCUGGAACGCAGUGGACAGGUAUUCUUUAUUUUCUCUACUUCUCUUCCUCGUGUGACCGAAUGAUAGUCGUGAUCAAAUUAAUUUCCCUCCCUUCUUGCCUGUGGUGGUUGGUUGGUGCAUGUGACUAAAUCGUGAAGGGUUAAAAACACAGUUAGCCACCUCAACUUGCAGCAAAGUUUCAUGUAGUGACUGAAUGAUGUUCAGAAGUGGUCACCGAAAUUUACUUUAUGUUUUAUCCUCUGUAUGAAUACAAAUUUAUAUAUAGUUUUUAAGUCCAAUCAAAGCUAAACACUAAUUUCAAUCA